Molecule: messenger RNA, 1209 nt
Organism: Chaetomium strumarium
Lineage: Eukaryota; Fungi; Ascomycota; Sordariomycetes; Sordariales; Chaetomiaceae
Exons: 6
Coding region: 1-1134 (377 amino acids)
Source: RefSeq, a predicted model, not a curated record
AUGACUCCAAGGGAAGGAUGGCAUCCGAAGGGCGCGCGGAGUUACCACGGCAUUUGCACGCUGUGUACACGUAGAAGCUACCCGAACCUGCGUCGUGUUUGGUGCAGAGUGCAGACAUCGGGAAUCAACAACCGGCCAUCGAGCCAGGGACGGGUCAUCGAUGAGUCUCGCGAGCUUCUCGCCUUUGUAAUGCCAGCCUUGGACUUGAUCUUGCCUGAAUGCUGGCUCACUGAGUACGAGCGGCGCUGCUUCGGGGCUUCCCCAGGCUCCAAUGUAGGCCUUAGUUCCCUCAACCAUCACGAUGGCAGCCAACGCAUCAGACCCAUCACCUCCGGCUUCGACACAAAAAUGACAAAACGCAUACUCGAGAACAGCAUCCCCGGAGAUGCCCUUUACUUCACACAUGUAUCUCCGACCGACGCGGUCAGGAUCGACGAAGAAAGGGAACGAUGCAGACGGAAGUUCCGCUUCCGGCGGUACUACCCCGAUCGCCAGCUCCUCAUCAUCGCCACCAACACUGCACUACAUGAGCGUCUCCAUCUAAACUUUUAUGAUGGCGCGUUUUUCUCUCGGCUGGUUCGACUUGGUCCAUGCCGUGACUGGCACUCCAUGGGCAGGGCCACAUUCCCGACCUACCCUCUCGAACCUAGUGGGCGUCUGUCAUACGGAGAAGGCGAUUCGACCGGUGGUCCUGGCGCCCGGUGCGCCGCCGACCGAUGGCCGACCUUGGUUGUCGAGGGAGGGCAUUCGCGAUCGUUGGACCAGCUGCGUGUCGAUCUGGGAUGGUGGUUUACCGCAUCCGACCACGAGGUCAAGAUUAUUGUGCUCCUCAAGUUCGAUCGAAAGCUGGAAUUGAUCGUCGUGGAGAAAUGGGUAGAGGAGAUCCCAGAGGGGGCUAGACGGAUGACGAGAGGACGGGUCGCUCAGCUUCAGCCGGUCUGUCGGCAGAGCGUGGUUAUCAGCCGCGACAAGACGACAGAUCCCGUAUCUUACCACGUCACUGGGGCACCCUUGACUUACGAGUUCAGGCUGCUGUUUCUCCGGGAUCCGGGUCCGGGGGAGGGUAAUAUUACGGUCAAUGUUGAGGACUUGCAGAUCUGGGCCAGUGACAUCUGGUCGUGGGUUGACGAUUGAGCCGGGGAAUCAGGUACUUUCAGAUAUAAAGUUAUAUUAAGCUAGUAUUAUAAUACCUUUAAUAUUAUUCGGCAC